Messenger RNA from Numida meleagris (helmeted guineafowl), 1791 nucleotides. RefSeq names its product adenosine deaminase, tRNA specific 2 (gene ADAT2). Bases 120 to 638 code for a protein of 172 amino acids. Gene Ontology annotation, molecular function: tRNA-specific adenosine-34 deaminase activity; zinc ion binding. The record is from RefSeq and is a predicted model, not a curated record. Gene Ontology annotation, biological process: tRNA wobble adenosine to inosine editing. Lineage: Eukaryota; Metazoa; Chordata; Aves; Galliformes; Numididae. Gene Ontology annotation, cellular component: cytoplasm; nucleus. The transcript has 6 exons.
GCCCUGCGUCGACGGAAGGGGCGGUGGCAGCGGCCCCCGGCGGAGCCUACGGCAGCCCCGCCCGCAGUGCCUCCCCGCGCGGCCCUCCGGAAACAGCGCCCGCGCUCCGCCGGGCCGCCAUGGAGGGCGAGGCGGCGUGGAUGGAGCGGGCCUUCGACAUGGCCCAGGAGGCGCUGGAAGCCGGGGAGGUGCCCGUCGGCUGUCUGCUGGUGUACGACGGCGCUGCGAUCGGCAAGGGCAGGAACGAGGUGAACGAGACCAAGAACGCUACUCGGCAUGCAGAAAUGGUGGCAAUUGAUCAGGUCCUUGAGUGGUGCCAGCAACACAAGAAAGAUCACGAGGAAGUGUUUUCACACUCGGUAUUGUAUGUAACUGUAGAGCCUUGUAUCAUGUGUGCGGCUGCCUUGCGCUUGAUGAAAAUUCCACGAGUUGUAUAUGGCUGUCGAAAUGAGCGAUUUGGAGGUUGUGGCUCAGUUCUGAGCAUCUCGUCUGAUGAUAUCGUAGACACGGGAGAACCAUUUGAAUGCAUUGCUGGCUAUCGUGCCAAAGACGCAGUGGAGAUGUUAAAAGCUUUCUACAGACAAGAAAAUCCCAAUGCACCAAAAUCAAAAGUGCGGAAAAAGGACAAUCGUAAGUAGUCCUGCAGUGACAUGAGUUAGGAGUUCACAAAAACACGAUACGUGAAGUUUUCUUCCAUGUCUAUCUUUCUCAGAAUGUGCAGUCAAAUAAAACUAUAUUAAAUAUGUUCUGUAAAGCGUUUUUACUAAUAAGUUGCUACCUUUUCCUGCAUCUCUACGUAUGCCUGUGAUUUCCUGUUAUUAUACAUUACCAAACAGAAGAACAAGCGACUGUUCAUGAGCGAGAGGAAAAUUCAUGGUCCAGGUUGUGUUGUUUACAGCCAGAUGGAUCCAUUAUAACGAUGCCAUUCUGCACAGCACAUUCUAGAGUAUUUUCUUACCUUCCUUCUGGAAAAGCUUCUUGCUUUUCAAUAGCAAAUGCUUGCUUAGGCAAGUAAGUAAAUCUCUUGGAAGAUUACAUUUGUAACACCUUCACAGUUCUUGUGUGUAGGUUUAAUCACAAGACAUAUAAAGCACAGGACAGUCCUUGAAGAUUUCAGAUAAGACCAUUGUAGCAGUUUUUCUUUGAACACUCCCUCUAGCAUAUACCAGAUUUUCAAACAAGUUCCAGAAGUCAUAUAGACUGUAUCGAGACAGAAACGUGUGCAAAAUUGCAUUCCUCAAUUUGUAUAUGCUAUUGCUAAUGAGCAUAAGCAAGCACCGCGUGGCUUUUCAGAAAGCAGCGCUUUCAUACAAAGUUGCAGAAGAUGUGAAAUCUCUCAUGAAUAUUAGGAUAAGAAAUGCUUUAUUGUUAAGAAUCUGUUCAGAAGUUGGAAUCAUUCCCAGCUACUAAGUUGUAGUAACUGAAAUGGGCAGAUACAUAAGAAAAGGAGAACAUGAAAUUGGUAAUAGUAUGAAUAAAAUAGCUUUGAGAUACUGUUUCUUUUCCUAGUGCUGGUUGGUUUUAUCAUUUCCAUGUACUUUGCUUGGCCAUGCAGUAAUUUAUAAUCCAGAAGAGGGCCUUACAGUUCCACUAAUGAAUUAAGAGCACAAGCCCGGUUCAAUCUUGAUUUUAUUGCUCUUAGCGUGUACUUAAGCAUGAAACUGUGGCUUAAAGAGUUGAUAUUUAGCAAUUUGAGAAAUGUCUUUCUUUUUUUUUAAUGUGAAACAGUGGUUAGAAUUCUGUAACUACAUAAAUUGAGUACAAUUAAACCUUUAGAAUAUUUCAAACAAA